AUGCCUCGUUCAAGUAAAGUAUCAAACCGAUCCUUUUCUCAUGGUAAACAAGGAUAGUUAAAUGAACCAAUCAUUAUUACAUUAUAAAGAGAGAUCGACAAUUACACCAGGAAAGUGGAAAUUGAAAGAAGAAAGCUCUUCAAUUUAGAACAAUAACAUCGAUAGUUACAGGAGGAAGUGAAAAAUAAGGUAUAAUCAGUCAAGAAAUUGAAAAUGGAUUCCAUUAAAAAGGUUUUGAAUAAAGAUUAGGCAGAAUCAAAGAGUCUACAAUUUUAAAUUGAUUAAUUUGAUAAAAAAUUGUGUAAAUCUGUGGCGAACAUUGAAAUUAUGAAAUCCAAUAUUGAUAUAAUCAGAAAAGAACGCAAUUAAUUGUUGUAAGCAAUGAAGGAAAUCGAGUCGAAUCAUGAGUAAAUUCAUAGCAGAUUGAUAUCAACUUAAUCGUAGGCUCAAAGAAAGGUUCAUGAUGCUUAAAUUACCUAAUAACAAAUGUUCGAUUUGAAAACCAAGAAUGAAAUUGAUAAAAGUGAAUUUUAAGAAAAAUUUGAUAAACUAAAGGCUGAAUUGAAAGAGAAAUAAGAGAAAUAAAACGAAAAAGACAAAAUAUCAAAAAACAAUAGACUCAAAGCUACUAAUUAUUCUACUUUUGAUACUGGAACCUUAUUAAAAAGAAGAUUAUAAAGAAUUAUUGCCAACAACAAAGAAAAAGUUAAAAUGAUUGAUACAUAUUAAAGAAACAUGAGAAUUGUAGAUGAAGCAUUUAAUCAAAUAAAAGAAGCAACUGGAUUAACUGAUAUCGAAGAAAUCAAAAAUAACUUUAUAAAAAGUGAAGAAUAGAACUAUUCAUUAUGGACAUACGUUGAUGUGCUAAAUUAAGAAAUAGAUGCUCUGGAAGAUACUAAUUAAGAGCUAAAGGAAAAAUGUGAAAUAUAGGAAAAAGAAAAUCAAGAGAGAGAUAGAAUUUUAAAAGCAACUCCAGAUGGUGAAAGAAAAAGAAAAUACAUCUAAAGGAUUAUUGAUUAAAAAUAAAAUGAGAUUGACUAAUUUAGUAAUAAGUUAUCUUAGAUCUAACCUAUCAUAGAGAGCAUUUUAAAUAAAAUGAUUAAAACUAAGUUUAAUCAAGAUCAUACUAGAGUUUAUACGUUUUAAGGUGGAUUUUAAUUAAAUGAAUCUAAUAUUGAUCAGUAUUUAGCUGAAUUGGAAGGCUAUAUAAACAUGUUGGUCUUAUAUAAAUCGAAUAAAAUUAGAAGAGAUGGAUUAAAUUAAAACAAAUUUAUAACUGGAUUACUAUUGGAAGAAAUACCCACAAAAGAAUUCAAAUCAAAAUAAUAAUUAAAUUAAUCAUCAGUGUUACCUUCUUAGGGAAAUGAAGAAGGAUAGGACUUUUAGAAGUUUCUAAACUAUACUGAAUUUCAUGAAAUGGCUAAACUAGCCCUCAAAGAUGUUGAGGGAUAAAAUUUUGCAUCAACUAAGAAGAAUAAAAAAUGA
This is a messenger RNA of Paramecium tetraurelia, 1485 nucleotides long. RefSeq lists its product as uncharacterized. The transcript has 7 exons. Lineage: Eukaryota; Ciliophora; Oligohymenophorea; Peniculida; Parameciidae. The record is from RefSeq and is a predicted model, not a curated record.